Penaeus vannamei (Pacific white shrimp) is the source of this 803-nucleotide messenger RNA. It is a transcript of the gene Arl4, whose product is annotated as ADP ribosylation factor-like 4. Gene Ontology annotation, molecular function: GTPase activity; GTP binding. Gene Ontology annotation, cellular component: cytoplasm; plasma membrane. Lineage: Eukaryota; Metazoa; Arthropoda; Malacostraca; Decapoda; Penaeidae. Gene Ontology annotation, biological process: vesicle-mediated transport; intracellular protein transport. The record is from RefSeq and is a predicted model, not a curated record.
AGCCACACACGACUAUCUCCUCCAGUAUGGGCGGAAGUGUAGGCAAGGGCGGGUCAGGCAAGAGCGGCUCCUCCCUCCUGGACGCCCUUCCAUCCCUCAACGCGCCCCUGCACGUCGUCAUGCUCGGCCUCGACUCGGCGGGCAAGACCACGGCGCUCUAUCGACUCAAGUUCGACCAGUACCUCAACACCGUGCCCACCAUCGGGUUCAACUGCGAGAGAAUCAAAGGAACCUCAGGGAAAUGCAAAGGCACCAGCUUCCUCGUGUGGGAGUUGGGCGCCAGGAGGAAGCUGCGUCCUCUCUGGCGCUCGUACACGCGCUGCACGGACGGGAUCGUGUUCGUGGUGGACUCUACGGGCGAACGCAUGGACGAGGCCAAGAUGGAGCUCAUGAGGACCGUGAGGCGCGCCGAGAACCACCACGUCCCGAUCCUCGUCCUCGCCAACAAGCAGGACCUCCCGGGGGCCAAGGACGCGGCGCAGGUGGAGAAGGUCCUGGGCCUCAAAGACCUCGGACCGGCGCAGCUGUACCACGUGCAACCAUCGUGUGCAAUAAUCGGGGACGGUCUCGAAGACGGUCUGGAGUCCCUGUACGACAUGAUCUGCAAGAAGAAGAAGAUCAACAAAAAUAAUCACAAAAACAGCAAAAAGAGGUGAUAGCGGUUGUGUUAAGGGGCGCGACUUGUGAUACUCCGAGCGUGUAUGUGUGUGUGUGUGCUGUGUGUUAUAUUAUUAGCGGUAGGGAAACUCUUUGUAAUAAAGAAAAAUAUUGAAAAAAAAAAAAAAUAAAUUAUAUGAAUGAAG